AUGAAGAACGGGAAAGCACCUGGCCCAGACGAACUACCCAUUGAAAUGAUAAAACUGCUUAAGGAACAUAGCUUGGAUGCACUUGCUGAGCUCUUCAAUGCGAUCUACAGAUCAGGAACGAUACCAAAAGACUGGUUUGGUAUACCAAAAAAAAAGCGAUACACAGUUCGGGUUCCGCAAUGGAGUUGGCACGAGCAUUAUUUAAGUAUAAACGUGUUGACUCAGCGCUGUUUGGAUGUUAACAAGGAUGUGUACGCCUGCUUUGUGGACUACGAGAAAGCAUUUGACAGAGUCCGUCAUGAACAACUUAUCAAAAUUCUGAGAGAAAAGCAAUUAGUAACACAGAUGCCAGAAUUAUUGUAA
Molecule: messenger RNA, 363 nt
Organism: Sitophilus oryzae (rice weevil)
Lineage: Eukaryota; Metazoa; Arthropoda; Insecta; Coleoptera; Curculionidae
Exons: 2
Coding region: 1-363 (120 amino acids)
Source: RefSeq, a predicted model, not a curated record